This is a messenger RNA of Staurois parvus, 233 nucleotides long. Lineage: Eukaryota; Metazoa; Chordata; Amphibia; Anura; Ranidae. The record is from the annotation of a GenBank genome assembly.
CUUCAAGCUUUAGUGGUGCCAAACUGUGGACAUUGGAAUAGUGCCCCAUCAUUGGUGUCAGUGGGAGGAAUAGUGCCCCAUCAUUGGUGUCAGUGGGAGGAAUAGUGCCCCAUCAUUGGUAUCAGUGGCAGGAAUAGCACCCCAUCAUUGGUGUCAGUGGGAGGAAUAGCACCACAUCCUUAGUAUCAGUGGCAGGAAUAGUGCCCCAUCAUUGGUGUCGGUGGAAGGAAUAG